Messenger RNA from Naegleria lovaniensis, 456 nucleotides. RefSeq lists its product as uncharacterized. Lineage: Eukaryota; Heterolobosea; Eutetramitea; Acrasida; Naegleriidae. The record is from RefSeq and is a predicted model, not a curated record. The transcript has a single exon. Bases 1 to 456 code for a protein of 151 amino acids.
AUGGUCACUACUGAACAAAAUCUCGUUGCUUCAUCCACGCCAACUUCCAAUCACCAAGUUCAAUUUUCAAAAUAUGUGAGAAAACACUUGAAGGAAAAACAUCAAUUUGAAAAAGAAAAGAAUUUAAUUUUUCGAUACUUACUCGAAUAUCAUUAUUUGGGUUUACAUUUGAUGAUUGAAAAUAAUUUGUAUCGUCGUGACAACUCGGAUUCAAAAUCAUUACUCGGAAUUGAUGCCACAAAUUUAUAUUUAUUUGCAUUGAAAUAUCAAAAACAGAGACUUCGAUUGAAAUUAUUAUAUUUUCUUGCAGAAUUGAAUUUUUACUCGAAUGUGUUAACAGAAUUGGAUGUGACUCAUAUCACUCAGAACUCGACGCUCAUCACUCAGAUGGAACAACAAAUUAAAGUGCACGAAAUUAUGAACAUGACGAGAGAGAAACCUCCAGCAUUCCUAUGA